Molecule: messenger RNA, 774 nt
Organism: Camellia sinensis
Lineage: Eukaryota; Viridiplantae; Streptophyta; Magnoliopsida; Ericales; Theaceae
Source: RefSeq, a predicted model, not a curated record
AUGACAGUUGGUGAGAUAACCUUGACCCUGGAUGAUGUUGGCACUAUUCUUGGCCUUCCCAUUGUAGGCAAAUCAGUCAGCAUACCAGAUGUGACAGAUCAUCAUGGAGUUACAUUACUCGUUUAUGGCUUGGGGAUUACUGAACGUGCAGCACAUGAAGAGGUUUCUUCUGCUGGUGGCAAUUCAGUCAGGCUUGAAUGGUUGCGAAGUCAGUUUGCUGGUGUCACAGAUUCAAACCCCGAGGAGGCUAUACAGUGCGCUGCUAGAGCUUAUUUAUUGUUUCUGUUGGGAUGUACACUCUUCAGUGACAAGAGUGGCGGCAGGGUUCCCGUUGUUUACCUCGGCUUGUUGAUGGAUUUGGGAUCCAUACAUACUUAUGCCUGGGGUGCUGCUGCAUUAGCAUUUUUAUAUAGACAGUUGGGGUUUGCUAGCCGGUCUGGGGUUAAGCAGAUGGGUGGUUAUAUGAAUCUUUUGGAGGCGUGGAUUUAUGAGCACUUCCGAGCAUUCCGACCUCAUCAGAACAUGGGCUACAAUGAAGACAUGCCACACGUGUACCAUUGGGCAUCUAGGAGAGAGACGGGUUCCUCCAUUGACCAUUUGAAAUCUUUUCGAGCCGAGCUUGACAGUUUAGUAGCUACUAAUCGUAUUAACAUCAUCGCAGAUUUCACAUCCUAUAUUGGCUGGUUAUCAGGAGGGGAUUCGACAUCCUUAUCUGAUUUUACUAGCUAUCGAGAGUAUGACUGCAUGUCCUUGAAGGUCAGCACAUUGACAUAG